AUGUAUUCCACUCCUGCUGUCCUCACUUCUUCAUUUCAUGGAUGUUCUCUGAGUGACACGCCCAUCAUCCACCUCAGCAUUCCCAUCUCUAAGCUUAGGCGGCAGGUGUGUGACCCUGAUCCUGCCGGCAGGGCACGAGAGCUCGUCCUGCAGUGGAAGGAAGCCUCAUCCUUCUCGGGCCUUCCUGCGGAACACCAGGAGGCGCUCAACCGGCAAAUACCACAAAGGAUGGAGUUGAUUCGCCACAGUGUUUCUCUGCCAGAUGACACCUGUGUGCCUAUCACGCAUGAUGAACUUUUCUCAGCAGUUAAAUUGGGCAAGUCAACAGCUCCUGGUAAGGAUGGCAUCACCUAUGACAUCCUCAGUGCCUUCCUGGAGGUAAAGGUAGACAACCCUGUCUUAGAUCUAUUUAACCUGUCUCUCACUGCAGGCAAGCUUCCCCUCUCCUGGAAAACAGCCAUUAUCAUCCCAAUCCCCAAAGGUGAUGGCACCUUUUGCCCCAUUUCUCUCACCAGCUGUCUGUGUGAUAUAAUGGAAUGGGUAAUAUUGAACAGGCUUAUAUAUAAGGUGGGCCAUGUACUCUCUGGCAAUGUACAUGGCUUCCUAAACUGUCAUUCUACAAGUCAUUGUUUUGUUGAGUGCCUUAUGAAUAAGGAUGCUACCUGCAGAGCUUUCAUUGAUCUCAAGGGUGCCUUCGACAGGGCCAACAAAGAUGUUAUUAUGGAAGAACUCAUUCUCAAAGGUGUCAAAGGUAGAUUAUUAGGAUGGAUCAGGGACUAUUUGUACAAUAGAACAGCACAGGUUUGGUUUCAAGGUGCAGUCUCCUCUGAGGAAGUCUUUGUGCUUUUCAAUGUUUUAAUGGACAAAAUUGCGCGUUGUUCCUUCCCGCAGGGCACCCAGGUCCUCAUCUAUGCUGGCAACAUACUCCUCCAAUGCCCCACACCCAGGAUUCUCCAGUCAGCUCUGUCACAACUAACAGCAUUGUGUGUUCAAAUGGGACUUGUAAUUAAUGAAUGUAAAACCAAAUUUCAAGCCAAAGGGAAGGUCCCUCAACCGCCUACUGUAAAUAAUGUUCCCAUCCCUAGAGUCCAUACACACAAGUACCUGGGUGUUCAGCUGAGUUUCAGGAAGUCACUCCAAGCUGUACACUAUGUUCGAGACCUCUGUCUGCCACAGCUAGCGCCACUUCGGCUGCUAGCAAACAGGGACCAGGAGGCUGGCAUUCCAGUCCUAAGGAUAUUCUAUAUAUCUGUCGUACGGUCCCUCAUUGACUACGCAGCCUCUAUUUUAAUACAGUUUAGUGCCAUCCAGCCCCGUCCCCUGGAGCUUGUUCAGAAUGAAGCCAUGAGAAUAAUUUUGGGAUGCCCCAGGACUGCACGGAUUGAGGUCCUCAGAGCUGCACUGCACCUGCCGAGUAUUAUGUGUAGGAUAUAG
This is a messenger RNA of Scylla paramamosain (green mud crab), 1434 nucleotides long. RefSeq lists its product as uncharacterized. Lineage: Eukaryota; Metazoa; Arthropoda; Malacostraca; Decapoda; Portunidae. Bases 1 to 1434 code for a protein of 477 amino acids. The record is from RefSeq and is a predicted model, not a curated record. The transcript is spliced from 2 exons.